Molecule: messenger RNA, 1781 nt
Organism: Priapulus caudatus
Lineage: Eukaryota; Metazoa; Priapulida; Priapulimorpha; Priapulimorphida; Priapulidae
Product: glucose-6-phosphatase-like
Exons: 4
Coding region: 100-891 (263 amino acids)
Biological process (GO): glucose 6-phosphate metabolic process; gluconeogenesis
Cellular component (GO): membrane
Molecular function (GO): glucose-6-phosphatase activity
Source: RefSeq, a predicted model, not a curated record
CUCAAGUGGCUGCUGCACGGAGAGCGGCCAUACUGGUACGCCGUGGAGUAUGAGAAAGGCCACCCGAGCGAACACACGCCGCAUAUCUUGCAGUUCCCAAUGACUUGCGAGACUGGCCCCGGAAGUCCGUCUGGCCACGCGAUGAUCACGGGAGCUGUCUGGUGCGUGCUCAUUGCCGCCCUGCUACGGAAGCUGCAGAAACACGUGCUACCUGGCCACGAAGGUGUCUCCCGUGUCGUCAGCGCCGUCGUUUGGGCCAUCUUCGCCGUCUGCUACCUGCUGGUGUGUUUGUCACGACUGUCUCUCGGCGCGCACUUCCCACACCAGAUUAUCGCCGGAGCUAUCUGCGGUAUGGUUCUGGUAGCCGGACUAGCAUGGAUUCCCAUCACCUCAAUGAGAACCCGAAAUUACGUGAUCACCUCCGGUGUCCUGUUCGGUCUCGCCUACGACGAAUACUUAUGCAUACGUUGCCUCGGAUUCAACCCGGACUGGUCGGUCGUGAAGGCAUUGACUUUUUGCAAGGAGCAGGGCUGGGUGAACUUAAACACGGCUCCGCUACACUCGCUGGCUCGGCUGUGCGGUGCCCUGCUAGGUCUCGGCAUCGGUCUGAAUCUGCGUACGUGGGUGUCACCGAUCCCCGAGGGCUACGGACAGGGGCAGAAGAGAUACAGGCGGCCGUGGGACGCGAGGAUGGUGACCGCUGUGCUAGCGGCCGGUCUGUACAGAUAUGCAGAGUCAUUGCCGCUGCCCUACGAGCCGAUGGCACUGUUUUACGUGUCGGCGUUCGUUAAGCACACCAUCGUGCCUGUGCUGGUCGUUGCUGUCGUGCCCCUGGUCGGCGACUUCAUCAUUAGAUGCUUUCACCAUUUUCCGCUUCAUAAGCGAUUGUAGAUGGGACCGGACGUCGCGAUUUGCGACUGAACUUUUAUUGCUAUGAGAGCGGCGGGGCCGGUCCGCAUCGCAUGCUGUCGCCUACCGAUUGCUUGCGCGGUGUGCGUUUAUUUGUGAAAUUCGUCUAUUUACUUUUUGGAAAGAGGAUCUGCAGAACUCGGAUGAGUAUAGGCGAUUAGUAUUUUACGCGGGGAAAUUAUUUGCGCACGGUGGCUGGGUGAGCUGUUACGCAUAUAAAUCCGGCGUAGCAUUUGCUUUGCAUUUAGACAGCUUAGCUGUACUCUUCGUUUUAGAAUCCCAAUGCACAGGUAUAAUGCAUAUAAAAUAUGCAGCAUGUGGGCUCUAUCUAUUGCUAACUGUGAAUGGCAAAACAAUGAUCAGAAAUGUAACUUGCGUGUUUUUAUAACUAAAGAAUAUAGCGUAAUUGUGAAGCAGCAAAUAUGGGCUAUAGAAAGUAUAUGCUCGCUAGUAGAUAUACAAGCCCGGAUAGACACGUGUAUAUACAUAGAGAUAUACAAGCCCGGUAUAUGGUCAUGUCAAAUAGUAUAUACAAUUGCUCUUCACUAAUUUAGCAUUCAAUGUGUAAUAAAUGUUUUGUAUAUCGAAUAAUCAUAUACCUGCUAUGCGAGUAUUUGAUAUAAUUAUAUUGGCUGUAUAUGUCACGCGCGUGUACCACAAGCAAAGCCCCAAGCCAUUUUGUUAUGACGGCAAUAAAGUCAAACUUUCUUGUCGUUUGGGAAAUUACCCAACUCUUACGUAACGCAAGAGGGAAGCUACAGUUUUGGACGUAUAGUAGUGUAUCGUAUUGCGUGGUUUGCAAUUGGUAAUGCAUAUAUGCUUUGCAAUUUUUAUUUCUUGUGAUGAGACGCAAUAUAAUAACACAAAUUUUA